Planococcus citri (citrus mealybug) is the source of this 2368-nucleotide messenger RNA. It is a transcript of the gene Uxs, whose product is annotated as UDP-xylose synthase. Lineage: Eukaryota; Metazoa; Arthropoda; Insecta; Hemiptera; Pseudococcidae. The coding region runs from base 345 to 1670 and encodes 441 amino acids. Gene Ontology annotation, molecular function: NAD+ binding; UDP-glucuronate decarboxylase activity. The transcript is spliced from 9 exons. Gene Ontology annotation, cellular component: cytoplasm. Gene Ontology annotation, biological process: D-xylose metabolic process. The record is from RefSeq and is a predicted model, not a curated record.
UUUUUUUUUUUUGAAAAAAAUUUCAAAUUUAUUUUUAAAAUUUUUGCCAUUUGUUUUAUUUAUUAGAAAAAUAAAUUGCGUGUGGGAAAUGGGAAUGAAAUACUGAACAUUCUCAUAAUGGAUUGAUUCCUGACCAAAGUGGGCUCUUUCUUUACAAGCUUGACGUUGUUUUUUGCAAUUUAUUACGAUCAGAUUAGGAUGCAUUUAAUGAAUUAUAAGCUCCUAUUUGGUACUCGACAGAUAUCAGUCAAUUCUUGAGUGAUUAAAUAACUCCUUCAUAUGGUUUCACUAUUGCGAAAUUUUAAUGCACCAGCUCUGCCUGAACAUUGGCAUUAGAUCAAAUCAUGAGAGCGAUACGUUGGUGCAGAGAAAACAUUAUAAAAUUUGGAGCAUUACUGAUAGGGUUUGUUAUACUUAGUCUUUGGAUCCUGACGAAGAGAAUCGAGAGAGACGAUUACUACACCGUACAAAAUGGUGUCGAUGGUUUAAACGAUGUUGACAAAAUGAAAGAGAUGGCUGCUCAGCUCGAAGAAGCCAAUGAAAAAAUCCGAUUGCUGAAAAAUCAGGUGGAUAGAAUAAGCGAUACGUCAGCUCAGCUGGAAAAAGCUAAUAAGAAUUUACGCAUUUUGGAAGAACAAGUUUUAAAUUUGAGCGGUAGACUUCCCAAACCGUAUCCGGUCGUUAAACAUCGUAAUUACAGAAAUAAAAAAAGAAUAUUGAUCACUGGCGGAGGUGGUUUUGUCGGAUCUCAUUUGGUAGAUCGGUUGAUGUCCGAUGGUCACGAGGUUAUCGUAGUUGACAACUUUUUCACCGGUAAAAAAGAAAACAUCGAGCACUGGAUCGGUCACGCUAAUUUUGAAAUGAUACAUCAAGAUAUUGUUAAUCCAGUAUUUGUCGAAGUUGACGAAAUUUAUCACCUCGCAUCUCCAGCUUCGCCUCCUCAUUACAUGUAUAAUCCGGUAAAAACCAUUAAAACCAAUACCAUCGGAACGAUUAAUAUGUUGGGUUUAGCUAAACGAGUCGGUGCUAAAAUAUUAAUAGCUAGUACAUCUGAAAUUUACGGAGAUCCCGAAGUUCAUCCGCAACCGGAGACGUACUGGGGUCAUGUAAAUCCUAUAGGCCCUCGAGCUUGUUACGACGAAGGGAAACGAGUAUCUGAAACGUUGAGUUACGCUUAUUUCAAACAAGAGAAUGUUUCUGUGAGAGUUGCUCGUAUAUUCAAUACGUACGGACCUCGAAUGAAUCUGGGAGAUGGACGUGUCGUAUCGAAUUUCAUUCUACAAGCUUUAAGAAAUGAAACGAUUACUAUUUACGGAAAUGGAAAACAAACUCGUUCUUUUCAAUACGUAUCGGAUUUGAUAGAUGGAUUAAUUGCGCUCAUGGACUCCAAUUAUACUUUACCUGUAAAUUUAGGAAAUCCCACCGAACAUACCAUUACUGAAUUUGCUGUGAUAAUAAAAAAUUUGGUCGGAGGUAAAAACAAAAUAGAGCAAGGAGAUGCGGUUGAAGACGACCCACAGAGAAGAAAACCAGAUAUUACUCGAGCGAGAAAAUACUUAAAUUGGGAACCGAGAGUAUCGUUGAAAACUGGCUUGGAGAAAACUAUCGCAUAUUUCAAGGAAGAAUUGAUCAGACAGCGUCUUCAACCAAAUCCAUAUCCUUCUGUAUGAGAAAUGAGUUUACUUUCAUCAUACUAUGAUUACUUUUCUAGUCGGUGCAGUUAUUUGUUUAUUAUUUUUAAAAUGUUGAAUAUAUUACUCGACGCGGUUUCGAGAAUAUUUUGACUACUAGUAUGGUCAACAAAGAGCAAAUCUAUAUUUUUUCAAAUCCAAAGAAGAGUUAUUUGGUAUUACUAGAAUUGUCACAUUUGAAAAAUUAUUGCUGCGCUCAUUUCGGUGUUACGAACAGAUGAGCGUUGUUCAUUUUUAAUGUACUUAAUUAUUAUUCUUGUGUAAUAUUUUUCAAAGUUCUAUCUUAAUACUUGACGGUGAUUUUUAAUCCACUGUUUCAAUUCAAUGAUAUCGAUGAAUUUUUUUUCUCAUCGUUUGAAUAUUUAUUUAGGAGCAUGAUUAAUCCUUAAUUCAUCAGUAUUUUGAGCAAUUAUUGACAAAAAACGAAGUUGCUGUAAUGAUUAAUCUCUGUACGACUCUUCGAAUUUCACACUUUCAAAAAGAUGAAAAUGAGGAUUUACUUAUUUGUGAUAAAAAUUGUUUGAGAGAAAUGUCCCUUGAAUAAAUAUGUCAAUUUAUGACUAUCGAUCGUGCGCGAUGAAAAUACUUAUCCUUCAACUUAUGUAUUUUAAUAAAAAUGAAAUGUUGUGAUUUGACGUGGUUUUGUAAUAAAACUAAUACAUGUUUUACAUUUUUCA